Messenger RNA from Ornithorhynchus anatinus (platypus), 1227 nucleotides. It is a transcript of the gene WFDC2, whose product is annotated as WAP four-disulfide core domain 2. Gene Ontology annotation, molecular function: peptidase inhibitor activity. Gene Ontology annotation, biological process: antibacterial humoral response; innate immune response. The transcript is spliced from 3 exons. The record is from RefSeq and is a predicted model, not a curated record. Bases 97 to 492 code for a protein of 131 amino acids. Lineage: Eukaryota; Metazoa; Chordata; Mammalia; Monotremata; Ornithorhynchidae. Gene Ontology annotation, cellular component: extracellular region.
CUUCUCUCCGCCCCCGCCCGGCUCCUCCUGCCUCCGCGAUUUAAAUCUCCCCCCGGGCCGGCCGCCGCUCCACUGCCGGCCUCCCGCCGCGGCACCAUGCCCCGCACCCUCGGCCCGCUGGCCGCGCUCCUGGCUCUCCUCUUGCUUGGCUUCUUUCCUCCACCCGCCUUCGGUCAAAACGCCACCGUGAAAGCCGGUGUCUGUCCGGAGCGGCCAGCGGCAGACAACUGCACCGAGGACUGUCUCUCCGACGGGGACUGCCCCGACACCAGCAAAUGCUGCCGUGCCGGCUGCUCCAGCCAGUGCCUCAUCCCCAACGGAGGACAUGAAAGGGACUGGAAGAGCUGCAGAAUGGGACAGAAACAACAACUGGGACAGAAACAACACGAGGAAGCCCUAGCGAGGCAUCUGAGAGCUGGAAAAAGGAGUUCGGAGGGUGACUUGCCCAGCCCCAGGUGGUGCCUCCAGGCCGAGGCGGGACUGGCCACCUGAAUGACGAUGAGCUGCUGGGCCCCGCCUGGGUUUGGAUCCUUGGCGCCGUGCUGCAGACGAGGAGACUGAGGCACGGAGAAGGCCACCAGGGGCACCGCCGAGGGAGCUCCAUCCCUCCACCUGACAGUCUCCAGGUUCACAGCUUCUGAGCUGCUGUGUCUUUCAUCAUCACCAGGGACGGCCCCUGGGCUCUUCUCCCUUCUCCUCCCUCUGGAGCGGGCGGGUGAUGUCCCCUGGAGUGGAAGGGGGGAGGCUCCACCCACCUUACCUACCUGCCCUGGGAGAAUAGGCUCCUUUGUACCGGGAGAGACUGAGGAUGGAAGGUGUUGGGCCUCCGGCUGCAAGAGCUAAUCCUCCUGGCUCUUCCACUCUUCUCUCCCUCCCUCACUCCCUGGUCCUGUCCCACCCCCAGAUCCCCGUGGCUCCCCAAACCCUCAGGUCAGGGGACCAGAUUCACCCCCUCCAAGGGGUUCUGAUAAGAUUGCGCGCAGCACCGGUUUGGGCAAGGUUUGGGAGGCUCUGGGCGGAAGCAUGAGAGAGAGAGAGAGAGAGAGAGUAUGAAUAGGUUAAGAUGCAAAUGUUUGUGGGCAUUCAUGCCUAGGGUUGAACGUGCAUAAAUAGAGGAUAUAUGCAUCCUUGUGGGGAUGGAGUCGAAGGAUGGGGAAUCAGAUUCAGCAGCGUGGCUUAGUGGAAAGAGCCUGGGCUUGGGUGUCAGAGGUCGUGGGUUCUAAUCCC